AUCUUUUCUCUCAGCAUCUUCUUCUUCUUCUUCUUCUUCUCAUCCUUUGCACCUCAAUCAUGUCUUGCUUCAUUAGCAAAUACGCCGAUGAGUUAGCUAAGAACGCUGCCUACAUUGGCACCCCGGGAAAGGGUAUCCUUGCUGCUGAUGAAUCCACUGGCACAAUUGGCAAGCGUCUUUCGAGCAUUAAUGUAGAGAAUGUAGAAGAAAACAGGCGAGCUCUCCGUGAGCUCCUCUUCACCGCUCCUGGAGCACUUCAGUACCUUAGCGGUGUUAUCCUCUUUGAGGAAACCCUCUACCAAAAAACUGCCUCAGGCAAACCGUUUGUUGAUGUUUUGAAGGAAGGUGGUGUCCUCCCUGGCAUCAAGGUCGACAAGGGUACUGUUGAGCUGAAUGGAACCAAUGGUGAGACUUUCACUCAGGGUCUUGAUGGCCUCGCACAACGAUGCCAGAAGUAUUACGAAGCCGGUGCUCGCUUUGCCAAGUGGCGUGCUGUUCUCAAGAUUGCCGCCAAUGAGCCAUCUGAACUUGCAAUCCAAGAAAAUGCCAACGGGCUAGCCAUGUAUGCUGCCAUCUGCCAGCAGUGUGGCCUUGUCCCCAUUGUUGAGCCCGAAAUUCUUGUUGACGGACCACACAACAUCAAAAAGUGUGCUGAAGUGACAGAGCGUGUCCUUGCUGCUUGCUACAAGGCUCUAAAUGACCACCAUGUUAUGCUUGAAGGUACUCUUUUGAAGCCCAACAUGGUGACCCCAGGUUCUGACUCUCCUAAGGUUGCACCAGAGGUUAUUGCGGAGUACACCGUCCGCGCCUUGCAGCGUACAGUCCCUGCUGCAGUCCCAGCUAUUGUCUUCUUGUCUGGUGGGCAAAGUGAGGAAGAGGCUACCCUUAACCUUAACGCCAUGAACAAGCUCCAGACGAAGAAGCCAUGGUCACUCUCGUUCUCUUUCGGACGUGCCCUUCAGCAGAGCACUCUCAAGGCGUGGGCCGGAAAGGAGGAGAAUUUGAAGAAGGCACAAGAUGCUCUCCUUGUUAGGUGCAAGGCCAAUUCGGAGGCUACCCUUGGUACUUACAAGGGUGAUGCGAAGCUUGGUGAGGGUGCUGCCGAAAGCCUUCACGUCAAGGACUACAAAUACUAAGAAUAGCCUUGUGGUAUAUUGUGCCAUGUUCAGGAGAGUGAAUUUGGGUAUUGAUAUCAGGCCUAUAGUGUUUUUCUUUUAAUUAUUGGUUUUGUGCCGCUGCUUAUCGAAAUUAAGUUGUGAAAUCAGACAGACAAAUAAGCUUGGGGAGCCUUUGUGCUCCUCGAGUGUCGAUGGUAUUUUGUUGUUGUUUCUUUCAGCUUAAAACAAUUUUCUCUGCUUACAUAAAUGAUGCGUGAGCCUGCAUUUUGGCACAA
Messenger RNA from Hibiscus syriacus, 1393 nucleotides. Its product is annotated as fructose-bisphosphate aldolase 6, cytosolic-like. The transcript is spliced from 4 exons. The record is from RefSeq and is a predicted model, not a curated record. Gene Ontology annotation, cellular component: cytosol. The coding region runs from base 60 to 1136 and encodes 358 amino acids. Gene Ontology annotation, molecular function: fructose-bisphosphate aldolase activity. Gene Ontology annotation, biological process: glycolytic process; fructose 1,6-bisphosphate metabolic process. NCBI's taxonomy places the organism in Eukaryota, Viridiplantae, Streptophyta, Magnoliopsida, Malvales, Malvaceae.